UUUGAAUUGCAGAAUUAAAGGUAACUGCCUCCCACCUAUAUGUUAGUGUCAAUUUAAUUCAAAAUUUGGGUGUGGUUUUGUAGGCUUAGCAUUCCAUUCUGUGGUAGUGCCGGAGAGCUUUUAUUUAUUUAUUAAGCUCACAUGGAGCACAUUUGAAUUUGGAAAUAGAAAUGAUAAAAAAAAUAACAUGCUGAGUGCCCCUGAUAGGAAUCCUAUCAUGGAUGUUGAUAGUAUUUGAAGGUGAAAUGAAUGAGAUUACCUUUUUGCAGACUCAAUAUUCAUCAAUGAAAAUAUGUGACUGAAUGAAUUCAGCCUUGUUGUCAAGCAGUGCAAGCCUAUUGCAACAUAAACAUAAAAUAGGAAGUUAGAAUGAAUGCCUCUCUCACUGGGUUUGCAUUGAGUAGGCUAAAUAAAAGAUUGUUUAACUUAUGCACCUCUCACUGUUCCUCUCUAUCUUUAGUUUAGGAAUAGAAAAGUCCACAAUUUCAGAUUCUGAGAGGAGAGACAAAGGAGGAAUAGUGAAAUUCUGAAACAACCUGAAAUCCUUGCCGUGCCCCUGAUUAACCCUGGUUUGUGCCCCUUCAUCAUUGCAGUAGCGCUUGUCAUCAUUUGAAAAACUUGAGCUGCUUUUUAAGAGACUUUUUGGUCUUGUUGUUGUGGAUUCAUAAUUCCUUUAUCUGCUUUUAGGAGGAAAAAACAGAGAGAAGUUUAAAAGCUGAAUGUCCCUGCAUUCCCACCUCCUGGCUCCUCAUUCUUCUCCAGGCAGAAAGAUGGUGGCACUCCUUGUCCUUAGCAAGGGGGUAUUUUCAGACACUGUCAGUCAGAGACAGCCGGCCAGAGAGGUUAGAAGGGAGAGGGACAGGGAGGAUCCAGAUCCACUCCCUGUCACUGCUUUCCUGGCAGGACUGCACUGGUAGACCUCCCUGCCUUCCCACUUCCCUUCCUCCUUUCAUCUGCUGUCUCUUUUCCAGCCUCUAUUUUGGCCUUUCAUAGUAAGAGGUCAGUAUGUUUUCACACUUGGGAAAUUUCAUUCAAGAAUUUUUGUCAAUGGACAAGUCAUAAGAAGCCCUUCCAUUUUAGGGCUCUUUGACGUCACCAAAAAGGCGAUAAAUAUCUGUUGAUAUAAUUGGAUGUGAGAUUCAGUGUUGAGAUAGCAAAAUUCUGCCCCUCGCUCCUUGGCAGGCCCUAUGAUUUAUGCAGGAGCAGAGGCAGCACGCAAUCGAGCUGUCAAGAGAGCGUCAGCUUAUUAGGCAGAUGCUGCGUGCUUUCUGAAGAGGGUCGACGCUAUAAAAUCCCACUCCAGGCUCUGGUGUGGAGAAACUCGGAGCCCAAGUCUCUUGAGGGACCGGAGGGAAAGAGAAGACAGAAAGAGAAAGAGAGGGAGACAGAAAGGAGAAGGAAAGAAAACCUCCAGAGAAAGCCGGAGACGUCCCUGUGCAGAGAGGCGGCGGCGCCCGGCUCACCUGCGAAGCGCCGGGGAAGCGAGCGCCCCUAACAUGCGGCUUCCGCUGCUCGUGUCCGCGGGCGUCCUGCUGGUGGCCCUGCUGCCCUGCCCGCCUUGCGGGGCCCUCCUCAGCAGGGGGCCGGCCCCGGGCGCCCGGCAGGCUCCGCAGUCGCCGCAGCGCCUGGAUUUCUUGCAGCCGCCGCCGCAGCCCGAGCAGCUCCAGCAGCCCCAGCGGCCGCAGCCUCGGCCCGUCCUGCUCCGCAUGGGAGAGGAGUACUUCCUGCGCCUGGGGAGCCUCCACAAGAGCCCCAACGCCGCCGCCGUCCCGCCCGCCCCCUCGCUCCUCGCCGGCGGCAGCGGCGGCCGCCCCGCGCCGGACCAGGCGGCCGCCAACUUUUUCCGCGUGUUGCUGCAGCAGCUGCUGCCGCCUCGGCGCCCGCUCGACAGCCCCGCGGCUCUCGCGGAGCGCGGCGCCGAGAGCGCCCUCGGCGGCCACCAGGAGGCACCGGAGAGGGAGAGGCGGUCGGAGGAGCCGCCCAUCUCCCUGGAUCUCACCUUCCACCUCCUCCGGGAAGUCUUGGAAAUGGCCAGGGCCGAGCAGUUAGCGCAGCAAGCUCACAGCAACAGGAAACUGAUGGAGAUCAUUGGAAAGUGAAUCGGUGCGUUUGGCCAAAAAGAUUCUGCAUUUAGCACAAAAAAAUUAAAAAAAAAUUACAGUAUUCUGUACUAUAGCGCUGCUCUGAUACCAUUUGUUUAUUUUUAUAUAGCUUGAAACAUAGAGGAUGUACAGGGAGAGAGCCUAUCCCCCUUAAUUAGCAUGCACAAAGUGUAUUCACGUGCAGUAACAACACAAUGUUAUUUGUAUCGUCUACUUUUAGUUUCCACUUCCAGGUGUCUUUUAGUGGUGUUUUAAAGAGAAGGUAGAUCCGGGAAGACACGUUUUGAAGAAGCAGACAGAAGGCACCUAAUUGUUUUUGUUGUUGUUUGAGCCAAAGAGAAUGCCGUUCUCUUGGGUGGGUUAAGACAAAAUCUGUAAGCUCUUUGAAUCAACUUUUUCUUGUAAACGUUUCAGUAAUAAAACAUCUUUCCAAUCCUUGGUCAGUUUGGUUGUGUAAGAGAAUGUUGGAUAUUUAUAUUUUUAAUAAAAGCUGCAAAGGUAA
This is a messenger RNA of Microcebus murinus (gray mouse lemur), 2604 nucleotides long. RefSeq names its product corticotropin releasing hormone (gene CRH). Gene Ontology annotation, biological process: negative regulation of glucagon secretion; negative regulation of epinephrine secretion; positive regulation of cortisol secretion. Gene Ontology annotation, cellular component: extracellular region. Gene Ontology annotation, molecular function: corticotropin-releasing hormone activity. The record is from RefSeq and is a predicted model, not a curated record. Lineage: Eukaryota; Metazoa; Chordata; Mammalia; Primates; Cheirogaleidae.